CCCGGCGACUAGGUGAAGGUGAGAGUCUCCUCCAGCGCCGCGGCCAGACCAACCCAGAGGCUCCCGGCGCAGGCUGCAGGCUCUCAGCCAAGUCCUACUCUCUAGCUAUGGCGCGGCCGUCAAUCUUUGCUGAGGUCCCGCAGGCUCAGCCCGUCCUUGUCUUUAAGCUCACUGCUGACUUCCGGGAGGAUCCGGACCCCCGCAAGGUCAACCUGGGAGUGGGAGCUUAUCGUACAGAUGAUUGCCAGCCCUGGGUUCUGCCUGUAGUGAGGAAGGUGGAGCAGAAGAUUGCCAAUGACAAUAGCCUAAACCAUGAGUACCUGCCCAUCCUGGGCCUGGCCGAGUUCCGGACCUGUGCUUCCCGCCUUGCUCUUGGGGAGGACAGCCCAGCAAUCAAGGAGAAUCGGGUGAGUUUUUCUUUAGCAACUGUGAAAGUAAAAAAAGGGGGGGGGGGAAGGAAAAGAAAAGAAAAAAAGGUAGAAAAUUCCACUUAUUUCAAGUUCUAGGUAUUAUGUUUAUUGAACUGUUAGUGCAGGAGGUUUAAGUGGUAGGCCCCUGACCCGACAGUGCACAUCACAUGGCCAUCCAG
Molecule: messenger RNA, 589 nt
Organism: Talpa occidentalis (Iberian mole)
Lineage: Eukaryota; Metazoa; Chordata; Mammalia; Eulipotyphla; Talpidae
Product: aspartate aminotransferase, cytoplasmic-like
Exons: 2
Coding region: 108-506 (132 amino acids)
Biological process (GO): L-aspartate biosynthetic process
Cellular component (GO): cytosol
Molecular function (GO): pyridoxal phosphate binding; L-aspartate:2-oxoglutarate transaminase activity
Source: RefSeq, a predicted model, not a curated record